GUCACCGGCAGGGCGAUGGCGGCACAGCCCGUCAUGUGGUCGAGGAAGAGGAGCUCCUCGGCGCUGUGGACCGACGAGGACCCCGUGACACCUGCCAAGCGAUGCGCAGCCGCAAACAUGCCUGCCCGCUCAGACAUCAUGCCCGAGAUGGGAGCUCCCACCAACUCCCACAACGACAUCGUCAUCACUGGUCUCUCCGGGCGCCUGCCCGAGAGCAACUCCAUCGAGGAGUUCAAGGACCAGCUCUUCGCUGGAGUCGACCUAGUGACGGCAGACGACCGCCGCUGGCCCACAGGCCUCCACGGCUUGCCCGAGCGAUGCGGCAAACUCAAGGACCUGACGCACUUCGACGCACAGUUCUUCGGCGUGCACGCCAAGCAGGCCCGUGUCAUGGACCCCCAGCUACGCAUGCUGCUGGAGCUGACCUACGAGGCCAUCGUGGACGCCGGCUUCAACCCGUCCGAGCUGCGCGGCACCCGCACCGGCGUGUUCAUCGGUGUGUCCAGCAGUGAGUCCGACGAGUACUGGACCCAGGACCCGGACCGCGUCAACGGCUACGGUCUGACCGGCUGCUGCCGCGCCAUGUUCCCCAACCGCCUGUCGUACACCUUCGACUUCAGCGGCCCGUCCUACGCCAUCGACACGGCGUGUUCCUCCAGCAUGUUCGCCCUGCAGCAGGCCGUGCAGGCCAUGCGCGACGGCCAGUGCGACAGCGCCAUCGUGGGCGGCUGCAACCUGCUGCUCAAGCCCGCCAGCUCCCUGCAGUUCCACCGCCUCAACAUGUUGAGCCCCCAGGGAAUGUGCAAGGCCUUCGACUCCUCCGGCAACGGCUACGUACGCUCUGAGGCCGCCGUGGUGAUCCUGCUGCAGAAGGCGUCCAACGCCAGGCGUGUGUACGCCACCGUGCUCAACGCCGGCACCAACACCGACGGUAACAAGGAGCAGGGCAUCACCUUCCCCGCCGGAGGCAUGCAGAGGAGGCUCAUCGAGCGCGUGUACAACGAGGUCGGCGUCAACCCCGCCGACGUGGCCUACGUCGAGGCCCACGGCACCGGCACCAAGGUGGGCGACCCCCAGGAAGUCAACUCCAUCGCCGACGUGUUCUGCAAGAACCGCACCACCCCUCUGCUGAUCGGUUCCGUCAAGUCCAACAUGGGCCACUCCGAGCCCGCCUCCGGCCUGUGCUCCAUCGCCAAGGUGCUGAUCGCCAUGGAGCGCGGCAUGAUUCCCGGCAACCUCCACUUCAAGGAGGCCAACAAGGAGAUCGCCGCCCUCAACGACGGCCGCCUGCAGGUGGUGCACAAGAACUGGCCCUGGAACGGGGGCAUGGCCGCCAUCAACUCCUUCGGUUUCGGCGGUGCCAACGCCCACGUCAUCCUCAAGUCCAACCCCAAGAACAAGGUCAACGCCGCGCCUGCCACCGAGGUGCCCCGCGUCAUCGCCGUGUCCGGCCGCACGGAGGAGGCCGUCAACCACCUCCUGGACGAGGUCGAGAAGAACAAGGACGAGGAGUUCUACGCCCUCCUCUCCGACAUCCACCGCCAGAACAUCGCAGGCCACGGCUUCCGCGGCUACACACUUCUGGGCGCCGCCGAACCCACCCGCGAGGUUGCCAUGGCUGGCGAGGCCGGCCGCCCCGUUUGGUGGGUGUUCUCCGGCAUGGGCUCGCAGUGGGCCUCCAUGGCCAAGAGCAUGAUGCGCCUGGAGCCCUUCGCCAAGGCCAUCAACGUCUGCGCUGCCGCCCUCAAGCCCCACAGCGUGAACCUCGUUGACCUGCUGACCAAGAGCGACGCCAAGACCUACGAGAACGUGCUCAACUCGUUCGUGUCCAUCGCCGCCGUCCAGGUGGCCCUGGUCGACACCCUGCACGCCAUGGGCAUCGAGCCCGACGGCAUCGUGGGCCACUCCGUCGGCGAGCUGGGCUGCGCCUACGCCGACGGCACCUUCACCGCCGAGCAGACCGUCCUGGCCGCCUACUGGCGAGGCCGCGCCAUCCUGGAGAGCAAGCUCGCUCCCGGCGCCAUGGCCGCCAUCGGCCUGAGCUGGGAGGAGGUGAAGGCUCGCGUGCCUGAGGACAUCAUCGCCGCCUGCCACAACUCGGCCGACUCCGUCACCAUCUCCGGCCCCCCUCCAUCCAUCUCCAAAUUCGUCGCCAGCCUGCAGGCUGAGGGCAUCUUCGCCAAGGAGGUCGCCAGCUCCGGCGUGGCCUUCCACUCCAAGUACGUCGCCGAGGCCGGCCCCAAGCUCAAGAAGAGCCUGGAGGCGCUGCUGCCCAACCCCAAGCCCCGCUCCUCCCGCUGGCUGAGUACCUCCAUCCCCGAGAAGGACUGGAACUCGCCCCUGGCCAAGCUGUCCUCCGUGGACUACCACGUCAACAACCUGCUGUCCCCCGUGCUCUUCGCCGAGGCCCUGCAGCACGUGCCCGAGAACGCGCUGGUCAUCGAGAUCGCCCCCCACUGCCUGCUGCAGGCCAUCAUCAAGCGCGCCCGCGGCACCGGCGUCACCAGCGUCGGCCUCAUGAAGCGCGACCACCCCGACAACCUCCAGUUCCUCAUGUCCAGCCUCGGCAAGGCCUACAUCGCCGGUGGUCAGCCCCAGUUCGGCCGCCUGGUCGCCCCCGUCAAGUACCCCGUGGCCCGCGGCACCCCCAUGCUGGCCUCCAUGGUCAAGUGGGACCACUCCACCGAGUGGGCCGUGGCGGACUUCUCCGGCAAGGGCUCCCGUUCCGGCGAGAGCGUCAUCGAGGUUGACGUCAGCAAGGACGCGGACAAGUACUUGGUGGGACACACCAUUGACGGGCGCGUCAUCUUCCCCGCCACCGGCUACCUGACCCUAGUCUGGAAGACCUUCGCCAAGCUGAACAACAAGUCCAUCGACGACAUGGGCGUCGUCAUGGAGGACCUGCAGUUCCACCGCGCCACCAUCAUGCCGCCGGAGGGCCCCGUCAAGUUCCUCAUCAGCAUCAUGGACGGCUCCGGCGCCUUCGAGGUGUGCGAGUCCGGCAGCGUGGCCGUCACCGGCCGCAUCUACAUGCCGGAGGACGGCCUGGACGGCAUGUUCGCCAAGAUGGGCCCCGUCAACAAGACCCCCGAGAACGGCGUGCUGCGCCUCACCACCCCCGACAUCUACAAGGACCUGCGCCUGCGCGGCUACGACUACAUGGGCAUCUUCCAGGGCAUCAAGGACUCCGACAACUACGGUCACGAGGGCUCCCUGCGCUGGGUGGACAACUGGGUCAGCUUCAUGGACACCAUGCUGCAGUUCAGCAUCCUGGGCAAGCCCGGCCGUGAGCUGUACCUGCCUACCCGCGUGCAGCGCGUCGUCGUGGACCCCAAGCGCCACAAGACCUUCGUGGACGCCCUGUCCGGCGAGGACGCCGCCAUCCCCGUGGCCAACUACGGCGACAUCAACCUGAUGCAGGCCGGAGGUAUCGAGAUCCGCGGCAUGAAGGCCAGCCUCGCGCCCCGUCGCCAGGGCUCCCAGGCCGACCCCAAGAUGGAGAAGUACGUGUUCGUGCCCUUCAAGAACACCCUCUCCCUGGAGGCCGACAAGCCCGGCGCUGCCCGCAACGCCGCGCUCAUCGCAGCCACCCAGACCGCCUCUGAGAACUUGGGCGCGCUCAAGAUCAAGGUCAUGGAGCUGCUGGGCGAACGCUCCCAGGAAGCUCUGCUCGCCCCCGCCCUGGUCAAGAUCAUAGAGAACGAACCUAUGCUCCACGUCGAGGCCACCGUCGCCACCACCACCGAAGAGGCCCUUUUGCCCGAGCUGGAGGAGCUGGGCAUGAAGCUGCUGCGUUCCGAUGGCACCACCGGUCCCCUGGACGCCAACGCCGGCAUCCACAUGAUGGUCGCCACCGAUGUCGCCAAGGUCAGCGACGCCACCUUCUGGACCAACAUCGUGGACUCCAUCAAGCCUGGCGGCUUCCUGCUGCUCGAGGAGGCUGCCAACGUGGACGAGGCCAAGAUCGCCGUGCCCGGCAUGGUGCUGGUGUCCAAGCAGGCCGCCGACAGCCGCAGCUUCGUGAUGCUGCGCAAGGCCGCCGACCUCGGCGUGCCCACCGUCAUCCCCAUCAGCAACACCAACUUCAGCUGGGUGGAGCCGCUCAAGGCCGCCAUGGUGCAGAGCGAGGCCGAGGGCAAGAAGAUCGUCCUGGUGAGCCAGGGCGAGGAGAACAGCGGUAUGGUCGGUAUGGUCAACUGCUUGUUCCUGGAGCCCGGCGGUCAGAACGUCCGCGCCGUCCUCAUCCAGGACCCCAGGGCCCCCGCCUUCAACCUCAAGCUGCCCCUGUACGCCGACCAGCUGGCCAAGGACCUGCGCACCAACGUGCUCCGGCCCGGCAGCGUCUGGGGUUGCUACCGCCACAUGCUGAUCGACGACUCUCGCGACGCCGCCUCCCUCCAGGUCGAGCACGCCUACAUCAACACCCUGUCCCGCGGUGACCUGUCCUCCCUGCGCUGGAUCGAGGGCCCCCUCACCUUCUACCGCCCCGAGCACCACCCCGACGUCGAGAUGUGCAGCGUGUACUACGCUCCGCUCAACUUCCGUGACAUCAUGUUGGCCAGUGGCAAGCUGCCCCCAGACGCGCUGCCCGGUGACCUGGCCGGCCAGGACUGCAUCCUGGGUCUCGAGUUCUCCGGCCGCGACUCCAAGGGCCGCCGCGUCAUGGGCAUGGUGGCCGCGCGUUCCCUCGCCACCACCGUCCUCGCCGACCCCGGCUUCCUCUGGGAGGUGCCCGACAACUGGACCCUGGAGCAGGCCGCCUCCGUGCCCGUCUGCUACGCCACGAGCUACUACGCGCUGGUGGUGCGCGGCCGCAUGCGUCGCGGCGAGUCCGUGCUGAUCCACGCCGGUACCGGUGGUGUGGGCCAGGCCGCCAUCGCCAUCGCCCUGCACAUGGGCUGCACCGUGUUCACCACCGUGGGCAGCCAGGAGAAGCGCGACUUCCUCAAGAAGACCUUCCCCCAGCUGAGCGACGCCAACAUCGCCAACUCCCGUGACACCACCUUCGAGCAGCACGUGCUGGCCCACACCAAGGGCCGCGGUGUGGACCUCGUCCUCAACUCCCUGGCCGAGGAGAAGCUGCAGGCCUCCGUGCGCUGCGUGGCCAAGCACGGCCGCUUCCUCGAGAUCGGCAAGUACGAUCUGUCCAACAACAACCCGCUCGGCAUGGCCCUGUUCCUCAAGAACGUCACCUUCCACGGCAUCCUGCUGGACGCCCUGUUCGAGACGACCGGUGGCGAGAAGGAGGAGGUGGUGCGCCUCGUGAGCGAGGGCAUCAAGAGCGGCGCCGUCCGCCCCCUGCCCGUGACCGUGUUCAGCGAGCAGCAGACCGAGCAGGCCUUCCGUUUCAUGGCCUCCGGCAAGCACAUCGGUAAGGUGCUCCUGCAGAUCCGCAAGGAGGAGGGCGCCAAGGUGGUCAAGCCCACUCCCAAGCUGGUGUCCGCCAUCCCCCGCACCUACAUGAACCCCGACAAGAGCUACGUCCUGGUCGGCGGUCUCGGUGGCUUCGGUCUGGAGCUGGCCCACUGGCUGGUGCUCCGCGGUGCCAAGAAGAUCGUGCUCACCUCCCGCUCCGGCGUGCGCACCGGCUACCAGUCCCUGUGCGUCCGUCGCUGGAGGGAGAUGGGUGCCAACGUGCUCGUGUCCACCACGGACUGCAACACCGCGCAGGGCGCGCAGAAGCUGCUGUCCGAGGCCGCCAAGAUGGGCCCCGUGGGCGGCAUCUUCAACCUCGCCGUCGUGCUGCGCGACGCCUACAUCGAGAACCUGUCGGAGGCUGACUUCGCGGCCGUGUGCAUGCCCAAGGUCGCCGGCACCAUCGAGCUGGACAAGGCGUCCCGCACCCUGUGCCCCGAGCUCGACUACUUCGUGUGCUUCUCGUCCAUCUCGUGCGGUCGCGGUAACGCCGGCCAAUCUAACUACGGUCUGGCCAACUCGGCCAUGGAGAGGCUGUGCGAGGCCCGCCAGGCCAGCGGCCUGCCUGGAGUCGCCAUCCAGUGGGGAGCCAUCGGCGACGUCGGUCUCAUCCUGGAGACCAUGGGUGGCAACGACACCGAGGUCGGAGGCACCCUGCCCCAGCGCAUCCAGUCCUGCCUCAACACCAUGGACACCUUCCUGCAGCAGCCCCAGCCCGUGCUGGCUUCCAUGGUCUUGGCCACCAAGCGCCGCGGCGGCAACAAGGAGUCCUCCGUGAGCGCCGUCGACGCCAUCGCCAACAUUCUCGGCAUCAAGGACGCCAAGACCAUGUCGCAGUCCCAGACUCUGGCCGACCUGGGCAUGGACUCCAUCAUGGGAGCCGAGGUGAAGCAGGUCCUGGAGCGCAACUACGACAUCGUGCUUAGCGCCCAGGAGAUCCGCGGUCUGACCAUGGGCAAGCUGUCCUCCAUGUCUGGUGGCGGCAGCGGUGAGGCUACCGCUGCCUCUCCUGCCAAGGACGUGCAGGUCAAGUACGGACAAAUCAGCUCUCUGAUCCCCACCGAGGUGGUGGUCAAGAUGCCCUCUGCCGCCGCUGCCGACAGCACCCUGCCCCCCGUCUUCAUGGUGCACCCCAUCGAGGGAGACGUGACGGCGCUCAUGCCCCUGGCCAAGCUGCUGCAGCGCCCCGUCUGGGGUCUCCAGUGCACCGAGCAGGCUCCUCUCAACAGCAUCCCCGAGCUGUCAUCCUUCUACCUGAAGCAGGUCAGGGCCAAGCAGGCCAAGGGACCCUACUCCCUGGUGGGCUACUCCUUCGGAGCAUGCCUCGCCUUCGAGAUGGCCCUCCAGCUGGAGAAGGAGGGAGAGAAGGUGGAGCUGACCCUCUUGGACGGCUCCCACUCCUACGUGGCGGCCCACACCGGCAGCUACCGCGCCAACCACGCCGACCUCUCGCCCGAGGCUGACGCCCUCACCUACUUCACCCUGCUCUUCCGAGACCUGGACUACGCCAAGACUCAACAAGAGUUGGCUGCCUUGCCCAACUUCCAGGCCAGACUUGCACGUGUCUCUGAACUUCUCAAGAAUGCUACCCCUUACUCCAGUGACAUGCUAGCCAAGGCCGCUACCUCAUUCUACAAGAAACUGGUCAUGUCAGAAGCUUACAAACCAUCCAAGAAAUUCAAUGGUCCCGUCCUUUUCGUUAGGGCAAAGGACAACUUCCUCAACCUUGGUGAAGACUAUGGUCUCAAAGAGGUCUGCUCAGGUCCUGUGAAAAUCCAUCCUCUUCCUGGAAACCACAGAGAAGUUAUCAUUGGAGAAUCGGCUGUGAAGAUUGCCUCCCUCAUGAAGUGAAACAUCACAUCAUUUCUCACGUGAACAAAAAUAUCAUUUUACAUUGAUUGAGAACCAUCUUACAUUAAUCUUGUUAACAUAAACAAAUUUCUACCUCAUGUGUUCAAGUAGAAUGAUCAGUUGGUCAGUCAGUCCAUGGACAUAUCUUAGUUAUGCAUUUAACUAAUUCUUAUGUGGUAUUCAUUGUUUACUAAAUUUUAUAUGACUGUGUAAGUGGUUCUUUAUGUAAAGUGAUAGUUUGUUUGUACAGUGUUGUAUAAAGUACAAAGUCAUUAGCAUUCUGAUUAGUGAGAUGUUAGCUUGAGUCCUUGUGAUGUGUGCACAACCUUUUCUGUGAUUGAGGAAAGUGCGACCAAAGAAUGUAAUGGUAUGCCUGACACCCUUGUAUACUAAUUUUAAUUAUUUUUUUUACAACUUUAGUUGUACAAUGAUAUUACUUUCACAAUGAUGUUCAAUGGUAUAUAUUUGUGUUAUUAAUUUUAGUUUCCAUUCCGGAAGGAGCCGAUACUUAACAAGAGGUGUUUUGGGAACAAUGAAUGUUCUUCUAAAAUUGCAGCUAUUUUCUUUGACAAGGGCUUUUAAAUCAUACAUACCAAAGUCGAAGUUCUGAAGAACCAAUUGGAUGGCAAGUAAAAUGUUAUCUUGAUGGGUCUUUAUUUUAUUACAUGACAUAUUUGUACAGUGCUUUUUAAGUAAUUUCAAAAUUAUAUAGGAGUAGAACUCAUGUUGAAGUGUCACUGUGAUCCCUAGAGGUUCCAAUUUAGUUAUGCUAUGUAGCUCACAGCUCGGUUUUUUGUUUUCCUCCAACAACCAACAAAUGUUUUCAGUGAACUGUAUGUUUUCUGACUAAAAUUUAGGACAUAUGAGUUGAAGUACCUUGUCACUGUAGCAUUUAACAAAGUUAGUGCAUAUUUUCCCUGAAAAUAUUAAUAUUUGACUAGGAAUUAAUGCUCUAUUGGCCUUUGCCUUGGUUAGAAUACUUACAGGUAUAUGUCGAGAUGCUGCAAAACCAGCUCUUCAACAUGCACCAUUUGUUGCAGCUGCAGGUCAUGGCUAAACUGUCCUGUGUUUCUCUUCUCUCUUUUUCCCCCUUUUGUGAUGGAUAGCUUGUUUUCUCAAGCUUGAAAUAUGUUGAUUAAGUGUAUAUUUUGUUUACUACUUCAUAAUUUAUUAUAAAUAUUUUUUUAAAUAUUUGGCUGUACAUAGAUUGCAAAUAAACUGUUGUAGCAUUUUGUUA
This is a messenger RNA of Thrips palmi, 8503 nucleotides long. It is a transcript of the gene FASN1, whose product is annotated as fatty acid synthase. The transcript has 12 exons. Bases 16 to 7266 code for a protein of 2416 amino acids. Gene Ontology annotation, biological process: fatty acid biosynthetic process. NCBI's taxonomy places the organism in Eukaryota, Metazoa, Arthropoda, Insecta, Thysanoptera, Thripidae. The record is from RefSeq and is a predicted model, not a curated record. Gene Ontology annotation, molecular function: fatty acid synthase activity; phosphopantetheine binding; 3-oxoacyl-[acyl-carrier-protein] synthase activity.